AAUGAGGUCAAAUGCUGCCAAUCAAGGAAGUUUAUAGGAUCAAAGUGUUGACAAGCAAAUAGCGAUAGUAAAGGGAAGGAAGGCUAGAAGAGGAGGAAACCUAGCAAGCAGUCGGGACAGAGUCGCAAGAGAUAGUCACCACCAUGGAUCCAGCAGCGUCCUGUUGGUCUGUAGUUUCCCUGUCCGUCGGUGAUGGUUUCAGCUGGGAUAGACUUAAUUUUCUUCUUAGUAGUUAGUACACCGCGGUGGUUUGGCUCUGAUGUGAGAACAAUGUUGAUAGCACACUGAUGUUUUUAGUUGUUGCUGCGUGAUGUUUAUACUAAGUCAAGGACUUUUUGGUUUCUUGGGCCCUGCCAGUGAGAGGGCUGAGGGGACACAGCCAGGACAACUGACCCAAGCUGGCCAAAGAGGUAUUCCAUACCAUACGACAUCAUGCUGAGUAUAUAAACUGGGGAAAGAAGAAGGAAGGAGGGGACAUUUGGCAUUAUGGUUUUGUCUUCCCAAGUAACUGUUAUGCGUGAUGGAGCCCUGAUUUCCUGGGAAUGGUCAAACACCUGCCUGCCCAUGGGAAGUAGUGAAUGAAUUCCUUGCUUUGUUUUGUUUGCGUGCAGAGCUUUUGCUUUACCUAUUAAAUUGUUCUUAUCUCAACCCCUGAGUUUUACAUUCCUUUCUGAUUCUUCUCCCCAUCCCUCUUGGUGAGGGGGAGUGAGCAAGCGGCGGUGUGGCACUUGUUUCCAACCAGUGUUAAACCACGGCAUGGUCUCUUGAUGGUGCCCAUUACUGUUUGAUUGCACAGUCUUUUAUAGGGUAUUUGGGGAGCCUCUUUCCCCAGGCAAUGGCACGAACGGCACUUCCACACGUGCUCCCUGUCUCGGUACGCUGGUUUUGAGGGGCACACAUCACGGCUGCGUGGUCCUUUGCCAUGGACUGCGCAUGUCUUGGCAGGUUGAGGUGGUCGUUCGCGUCUGGACAUGUCCCCCAGAACAACGUGGCUGUUCCUUGACCCCAGCUGAUGUCUGGUUUCGGGUGGCUGUUGCUUCUUGUGUCGUUUGCAACUGCCGAGUUCGGUUAAAUUGCCAGGUAGCCUGUCACCAAGCUCAGCAGGAACGUCAACAAGCUUUGAGACAGUCAGCUCACAAUAUAGUCUCCCACAUCAUGAGGAACGGUGUGAAAGCCAGCGUCGCUGCAGCGCGGCUCAGAUCCAUCCCUUCCUGCUGUGCAGGCUACAACAUCCCCAGACGUGCAUCUAAAGCCUCUGGCUGCUGAGUCUCACGGCUAAGGCAGAGUGAAAGACGGGAUCAUGGAAUCUCUGGGGUUGGAAGGGACCUUUACAGGUCACUGAGUCCAAUCCCCCUGCAAUGAGCAGGGCCAUCUUUAACGGGAUCACUUUGCUCAGCUGAGCCUGAAUGUUUCCAGGGAUGGGGCAUCCACCACCUCUCUGGGCAACCUGUUACAGUGUUUUGCCACCCUCACCAUAAAAAAACACCUGCUGUCCUUGUGUCUAGUCUCAAUUUUCCCUCUUCUAGCCUCAAACCAUUGCCCCUUCUCCCUAGGGCUGCUGGCCCUGCUCAGAUCUCUGUCCCCGUCCCUCUGAUAAGCGCACAUUAAGUAUUGGAAGACCAGAAUCAGGUCUCCCCAGAGCCUUCUCUUCGCCAGGCUGAACAACCCCACCUCUCUCAGCCUUUUUUCAGAGCAGAGGAGUUCCAUCCCUUCGAUCUUUUUGGUGGCUUCUUUUGAUGCAGCCCAGGACACGGUUGGCUUUCUGGCCUGCGAGCGCACAUUGCUGGUUCAUGCCCAGCUGUUCAUCCACCAGUACCCCCAAGCCCUUCCUGGCAGGGCGGCUCUCAGUCCCUGCCUCCCCCAGCCUGUAUUGAUACUGGGCAUUGCCCUGACCCUGGUGCAGGACCUUGCACCUGGCCUUCUUGAACCUCAUGAGGUUCACAUGGGCCGCUUCUCCAGCCUGUCCAGGUCCCUCUGGACAGCAGCCCAUUGCUCAGGUGCAUAGCUGCACCACUCAGCUUGGUGUCAUCUGCAAACUUGCUGAGGGUGCAAUCGACCUGUGUGACAGCCCUUGGACGGAGCUGCCCGACGGGGCGUGCUCCCCAGCCUGGGAGGGCAGCUGCCCCGGCUGUGCUCCAGCGGCUCUCCCCCUGAGCACCGUUGCUAUGCGGCCUGGGCCGGCCCUGAGGUCACAGUGGGGCUGCGAGGUGACAGUGGGGCUGUGAGGUCACGGAGCUCCACGGCGAUGCACCAGCUAUAAGUACCCACGCCUCAGCCCCCAGCCGCAACUGCACCUCAUGCAGCAGCAGCGGUGACAGCAGCACAGGAUCAUGUGGCUGAAGGGAGCCAUGGCCCUCAUUCAGCACUGCCUCCUCCUCCUCCUCCUCCUGGAGGCCCUACGUGCCAGGGCUGCCUGGGCUGCACCUUGGCAAGAGCAGGAAGCAGGUAAGCACUCGGCACAUUUGCGACCUUUCACGGGCCAGUGGGCUCCUCUCCCCGAGAAGCGUGGAUGUGGCUUUUCCCUCGAGCGCUUUGGUGAGGGCUUCCCCUGUGUGUGUGAGAGCUGUGCGGGUAAGAAUGCCCCCAGGGGCCCUAUGUUGGCCCACACGCUCCCUGAGGGGUCUUGUUCAUGGCCUGGCUUGAAGAGCGUGUUGGAGAGCUGCCAGGUGCCGGCCAAGAGGUCACCAGGCCCCUCUGCAGCGCUGGCAAUCUCCCCGGGGUCUGGCUCCCACGCUGCUACCUGAGCCCCUUCCAGUGCCUGCGGUUCACUAAGGCACAAGCGGAUCCCAACAGGCAAUGGCAACAUUUCCCCUCUGUGCUUGCUUCUAGGUGAGAUGACUCUCCACAAUUAUCCAGCUGCCUGGCGGGAACAUGGUUUUGAGGACUUGGGGCAUCCUGGAAGUAAGCUCUUAAUGUCUCUUGCCUUGAAAGAAGAAACAGUGUCAAUGUGGCAAGAGCUUACUCAUGUGCAAUUCUCUUGCAGAGCCUCCCAAGGGUUACACCAUCCCGAAUUCGUGGCCUGUUCCUGACCUCGAGCCUGAGAGCCAUCCCACGGUGCCGUCAAAGCCUGGAGAAGACCACCAGAGCAAGAUAAAUCGGGCUUAUGAACCGGGCUCAGAUGAUGUCACCGAGAGAACCACAGAGCUUUACAAUCCCCCGAGCCCCCCAGCUGUUUCCGGUCCCAGAGACCCUGGAAAGCUCUCUACUAUGGGUGCAGUAGCGGCUGUUGUUUCUCUGCAAGUUGCCAUUGUGUUGGGCUGUGUCGUGGUCUGGUGGCGAAGGAAGAAGAAAGCGCCCGUCGCUGGAGCUUCAGCUGACCAGCUGGAAAACGGCAGCUGCCCCUCACGCCCGGACAGCUGGACACAACAGGAGCCUCUCCCACCUGGAAGAGCAGAGAACCAGGCCCCCCCACGGCCCCCAUGCCAUCUGAGCCCAUCCCCGGCCAGCCUGCAGCAGAGCAGACAGAGCAGCGCUGUUCAGCCCAUGACGGACGAGCACUUCCCCCUGCGCCUCCCAACCCCAUUUCUGGCCCCCAGGCAGCAGAGGAAACAGCCCAGGACUCUCCAGCACCCGACCAAAAAGCAACGGCCCCCACGCCCACCAAGCCCUCACCCAGUUGCCCUGGAGCGCAGGAGACAGUCCAGCAGCCUUCAGCCCCAGGACCAACCGCAGUCGCCCUCACACCCCCCGAGCAGAUUACCGUCCACCCUGCAGCAGCAAGACUAGGACAGUGUCCAACGGCCCCAGCACCAACCACACAGGCCCCCAAGCCCUCCGAGACCGCUGCUCCAGCCGCACAGCAGGGGCUGAAGGCAGCCACACCAGGGUAGGAGCUGGGGUGCACUGAGUAGAGCCCCAACCGACGGCUUCGGGGCUCAGCCGCUGCCCGCCAAAGACAGUGUGACACAGGGCUGUCACACAAGUGUCCAGGGGGUACCAACAGCAAACCAAGCGAGGCACCAGCACCGGCUGGGCUCCACGCCUGGGCGCAGCCAUGGAUGCCCACUGUGUCGGCAGGCAGGAGCUGGGCACGGGCGCGUGGGGAAAGCCCCAAUGGCGGCACUAUGUGCUCUGCUCCACAGCUCAUCCCUGACUGCCAGCCUGCUGCAAACAGGUCAUUAGCCUGAGGGGCAGGUCCUGCCCCUUUCUCCUACAACGCAAGGCACCCUCUGAUGCCAUCCGGGCUGCUCCUGAAGUGAUUAAAGAGCUGGGAGAGCGGGAAGCGUGGUCAGGUCUCCUUCUCAAUACAGUUCUCCUGCGUCGCCUGCAGAGAAGCCUCAUGGCAAGUGGUGACUAGCGGUAGAUGACAGAGCCCUGAGCACCGCCGCUGAACAGCGCCCUGCGGCUGCUCCCGGUCCGAGUGGUAGAGUCCCUUGUGUCAACGAAGAAGCCCUGCCAGGAGUGGUGACAGUAGCUGGGAAGGAUAGGUGGUGUUGGCUCCCCGUGUCGGGGACAGAUAGGGAGAGGUCUCCUUUCACCAGGCGGGGACUGCCGUUUACAUGGACCGCCUGACCACAGUGUUUUGAACAUUGUCCUGCCAUUGCUCCUGCUCCACCAGCUGCAGAGCUGGAAGCAUCCACAUUAGCGCAGAGGUCGCUGUGAUGCAGUUACUGUGUCUUCCAGUCCAGGACAGCCCGAGCCGGGGAGUUUUGAUGUUAUGCCCAGAGCGAGAUAAAGAAGCAAAUGAGGUCAAAUGCUGCCAAUCAAGGAAGUUUAUAGGAUCAAAGUGUUGACAAGCAAAUAGCGAUAGUAAAGGGAAGGAAGGCUAGAAGAGGAGGAAACCUAGCAAGCAGUCGGGACAGAGUCGCAAGAGAUAGUCACCACCAUGGAUCCAGCAGCGUCCUGUUGGUCUGUAGUUUCCCUGUCCGUCGGUGAUGGUUUCAGCUGGGAUAGACUUAAUUUUCUUCUUAGUAGUUAGUGCACCGCGGUGGUAUGGCUCUGAUGUGAGAACAAUGUUGAUAGCACACUGAUGUUUUUAGUUGUUGCUGCGUGAUGUUUAUACUAAGUCAAGGACUUUUUGGUUUCUUGGGCCCUGCCAGUGAGAGGGCUGAGGGGACACAGCCAGGACAACUGACCCAAGCUGGCCAAAGAGGUAUUCCAUACCAUACGACAUCAUGCUGAGUAUAUAAACUGGGGAAAGAAGAAGGAAGGAGGGGACAUUUGGCAUUAUGGUUUUGUCUUCCCAAGUAACUGUUAUGCGUGAUGGAGCCCUGAUUUCCUGGGAAUGGUCAAACACCUGCCUGCCCAUGGGAAGUAGUGAAUGAAUUCCUUGCUUUGUUUUGUUUGCGUGCAGAGCUUUUGCUUUACCUAUUAAAUUGUUCUUAUCUCAA
Falco peregrinus (peregrine falcon) is the source of this 5330-nucleotide messenger RNA. RefSeq lists its product as uncharacterized. The transcript has 4 exons. NCBI's taxonomy places the organism in Eukaryota, Metazoa, Chordata, Aves, Falconiformes, Falconidae. Bases 2965 to 3726 code for a protein of 253 amino acids. The record is from RefSeq and is a predicted model, not a curated record.